UGCGUGUAUGCCUUGCCAUUUCCAAAGCCUUUGCUUCGUUUCCCUCGUUUUUUUUGUGUGUCUCUUCGGUUGGUUCAUUCGCUUCUCUCUCGGUGCUGUGUGUGUCUCGUUUCAUAGUUUUGGUUUCGUGUAUGGGAAUCACGAAUCGGUUUCAUUGCUCUUACACACAGAAAGAGGGAGACAGAGUUUGCCGUUGCCGACAACGUUGUGAUGUAUGUGGAUCUCCGCGCGCGCCUUUUGGUAUGUGUGCGAUUUUUUUUUCCAUUUCGCUACCCAGUCACUAAAUAGUGAUUCUUCUUUUUCUUAUUCACUUUUUGCCCAUCUUUUUCGUAAUCGUCACAAUCGGCUUGUAACAAGCAGGCAUGUUAAAAGUUGUACGACUGAAAUUGUGCAUGGCGGACAUAAACUAAGAGCGACAAAAGUAAUUCAAAACGCAAGAAAAUUCGAAGCAAACGACAAAGAAAAAAAGAACACACAUAACGAGAGAGAAACGAAAAACAAAAGAAAAAAAAUUCAAUGGAAACGUAGUGUAAAAAUCGCUAAAAUUUGCUAUCAAAUGAGUGUGUGUGUGAGAGUGCGAGAGAUUGAGUGUGAAUAUUUUUUUUUUCUUCUUCAAUUCGAUUCAAAAAGUGUUCAAUUGAUUUCGUCGCAUUGCGAUUUCCCUCAACAACAACAACAACAAAAAAACGAGAAUUUGCCGAUAAAUUUUCGCCGACUAUUGAAUUUAACACGCAAAGAGAAAACCACUGGAAUAAAAGAAAACAUUAAAUAAUCAAUAAUAGAAUAUUUGUAAUGUGACACGAGGCAUCGGACACUUAAAAUGAAAAAACGAAACUAAAUAGAGAGAAAGAGAGAUUAAAAAAAACCGACUGUUGAAUCGAAUACACAUUUUUUUUCGCUUAAAAAGACCGAUUUUCCGAAACGCCGUAAGAUACAGAGCUAUCGUGGAUGUAGUGGAUACACAGAUAUACAGAGAGAACGAGUGUUUUGUGUAUGGUUCAUUUGCAAAUGCACAAAAAAGAACGAAACAAUUGUGGCGCCGAAAAAAAAAGUAUAAAUCCAGUAAUACCGAAUACGUAAAGCAAGCAAGCAAACUUAACAAGAAAAAAAACGUAAACGCCAAGCAACAGAACACAAGCAUACAUUCCAUUUCGAUCGAUUCGCAUUUGAAUUCGGUGUGCUUUAUAAGAAAGUGAAACAGCAACAGCAACAACGUCCGAACAAGAAAUAAAAAAAAACACUUAUCCCGGUGUUUGACGAGCGCGAGCAUAAACAAAUCGAUAAAUUGUGUGCAUUUUUUUUCCGGCGUUUCAUUUGCCUCUCCUAAUAUUCCUGUGUGUGGUCGCCCGUGUGUGUUGUGCUUAGCCGCUUCAAACACAGAAAUAUCGACGAAAUUUGAAUAAUUUAUUACAUUUCAAUUGCAUGUAGCCGAAAACGGUUUACAAAUCGCUGUUGUUGUUAUAGAUUUUUGUUUCUUCUGUUCUCGUUUUCUGUUCUGUGUGCGAAAGAAGAAGAAGACGAAAUUAUCCACGAAUUUAUUUCUCUCUGUUUUUUUCCCGCUCAAGUAUUAACAGCAUUUAUACGACACAAUGGGUGCAUACUUAUCAGCACCGCUCACUGAAAAAGAGUCCACCGAUGAGGCCAACGACUAUUUAGCAUGUGGCGCGAGCCAAAUGCAGGGCUGGCGCAUGUCCCAAGAGGAUGCUCACAUUUGUGCAUUGAAUUUUGACAUAAACACAUCACUGUUUGCCGUGUUCGAUGGUCAUGGCGGAUCGGAGGUUGCAUUGUAUUGUUCACAAAAGUUGCCGGAAUUUUUGAAAAAUGUCAACGCAUACAAAAAGGGUGAAUUUGAACAGGCGCUCAAGGAUGCAUUCAUUGGUUUUGAUGCGACACUAGUCAAUGAUGAUGUUAUAGAAGAAUUGAAAAAACUCAUACCCGAUGACAAAGUCGACGAAACCGAUACGGACGAAGAGGCCGACGAAGAUGAAGAAAAUAUUCAUGAACUGUGUAACGAGGGCCGGAUGCCGUUGAAUGAAUUGUUGGAAAAAUUGAAGGAUCCACAGAUGGCAAAAAUUAAAGCCGGUGAAUCGUCAGGCACAUCGAAACCUUUGUCACCAUUUUUACGCGGCAGACGAAACGGUAGCAGUAGCAGCAGUGGCAGUGGAAGUGUCAGGGGCAGUGGCAGUGGUAGUGGUAGUGCGACCGUUGAAAACGGUGAAUGCUCUUCGGCAUCGGACAGCACAAUUCAACCACGAAAACUUGAUAGUACCGAGGAAGAGGCCGUUUCCAGUUCAAGCGCAUCGGUUGAGAAAAAGGCGGAGCCGGCUAACAGUGUUUCAAAUGGCCCAUCCAGCGGUAAUGGCCCAUCGAGCACUGAGGGUGCAUCAAGUUCAGAGCCAAAUGAGCGCAAUUCUUGUAACAGUCCAGACAGCUCGUCGACAGCCAAUAAAACUGCCGAUGAUGAGAGCAAGAAUCAAAAGGAAACAUCAUCAUCAAGCUCAUUGGAUGAUUCGGACGAAUCAGAACACGAUGAAGAAGAGGAGGAAGUGGAAGAUGAGGAAGAUGAAGCUGACACCGAAGAUGAUGAAGAGUCCGAGGACCAAGAUCAUGAGGAAUACGAAGAAGAUGAGACAUUUUUGAACGGCAUGUUCGAAGGGCCUGGUUCAUCGUCUGGUUGUACAGCCGUUGUUGCAUUGUUACAUGAAAAUGAGCUGUUUGUUGCAAAUGCCGGUGAUUCGCGUUGUGUUGUUUGUCGCGACGGUAAAGCAAUGGACAUGUCUUUUGAUCACAAGCCCGAAGACACAGAAGAAUUGGAGCGAAUUCGUAAGGCUGGCGGUCGAGUCACAAUGGACGGUCGUGUUAACGGCGGUUUGAAUUUGUCACGUGCUAUCGGUGAUCAUGCUUACAAAACGAACAAAGAUCUGAAGCCGGAGGAGCAAAUGAUAUCUGCGUUGCCAGAUGUCAAACGUGUCAAAUUGUCUCCAAAGGAUGAAUUCAUGAUUUUGGCAUGUGACGGCAUCUGGAACUCAUUGUCCAGCGAUGAAGUGGUCGAUUUCGUACGUACACGAAUACAAAGGGGUGAAACAAAAAUGUCGGCUAUCUGCGAGGAGUUGUUCACAACGUGCUUGGCACCAAAUACAUGUGGUGACGGAACUGGGUGUGAUAACAUGACCGCGGUCAUAAUUCAAUUUCAACCGUUGCUAACGGAACGAUUUCAAUCGCAAGACAUUUGUGCCGAUGAAGUGAUUACCUCAAAGAAACGACAAGCGUCACCAACCAGCAACAACGAUGAACUGACCACAGGCUCAUCCAAACGAAUUAAGACUGACGAUAAGAUCGAAGCAGAUGAAUGAACCCCAGCGCGCCACACAUACACACAUAAAAUAUUGAUUAAGUGAAAAGAAAACAUGGGAUAAAAAAAAACCAGAACAAAAACAACAACAACAACAUCUAAAUAAUAAAAUAAAAUAAACAAAUAAUACAUAAA
Molecule: messenger RNA, 3487 nt
Organism: Sitodiplosis mosellana (orange wheat blossom midge)
Lineage: Eukaryota; Metazoa; Arthropoda; Insecta; Diptera; Cecidomyiidae
Exons: 11
Coding region: 1590-3353 (587 amino acids)
Biological process (GO): protein dephosphorylation
Molecular function (GO): cation binding; protein serine/threonine phosphatase activity
Source: RefSeq, a predicted model, not a curated record